Messenger RNA from Acromyrmex echinatior (Panamanian leafcutter ant), 1784 nucleotides. RefSeq names its product calcium release-activated calcium channel protein 1. Gene Ontology annotation, biological process: store-operated calcium entry. The record is from RefSeq and is a predicted model, not a curated record. Gene Ontology annotation, molecular function: store-operated calcium channel activity. Gene Ontology annotation, cellular component: membrane. NCBI's taxonomy places the organism in Eukaryota, Metazoa, Arthropoda, Insecta, Hymenoptera, Formicidae.
AUCCAAACGAUUAUGUGAUCGCAUGUAAAACUUUGUGCGAACAGUACUUGGAAGUGAAUUGCAUGUGCAGUGUAAUAUAUCUUGAUACACCUGCAUGCCUUUAAAGUAUCCAAUCGAAUCGCUUAAUAUACAUAUAUAUCUCGUUCAAAAAGUGAUAGUCACGAUGCGUCGAAUGCGUAAACACUUGAAGAAAUAGUCGUGGGAUUUCCUCUAUUGUACAAUACAACUCUACUGCCACGGGAAGAGCCGUAUACGUAUAUAGUAAGAUGAGCGCUUUCGUUGACAGCAUCCAAGACGAGAAAACGCCGAGUGUCGUAGGUCAUGCGAGAUUAAAUGCGAGUACCUCGCUCAGCGAUAUAGGAGAGGACGUGAGAGGUAGCAAAUUUAACAAAUCGACUCAGAGCGAUAUCUCGUGGAGGCUCCCUUGCGCUGGAGAUAAUAGACAGAGAUCUAGACCGAUGUCCCUAGCAUAUUUGCCGACCAAGAUUCCGAAACAGAUGAGCGAAUUGAGCUUCUCCACGAAUAGCUCCAGAAGCACGUUAUAUCCUGUUCAGAGCGAGUUGGUUUUAUCAUCGAGAAAUAGGCACAAUAACAAUAGAUACGUGUCUCUGGACAUGAGAUCAAUGAAUAAUCUUCCGUAUCCUAGUCCGCACUCCAACAUUUUAGGCAAUAGUACACCGGUGUACACGUGUUGCUGUACAUGUGCAGGAUCGCAGAUCUCGUCGCCGCCGCCGCCGCCGCCGCCGGCAUCGUUCUCACAAAAUGAAAAUGACGAUCAGGAUGGGCCCGAGAACCUUUCGUGGAGGAGACUUCACAUGAGCAGAGCGAAGCUAAAAGCAACUGCAACUACAUCUGAACUUCUUAGUGGAUUCGCAAUGGUGGCAAUGGUGGAACUACAAAUAAAUGAACCGACGGCGGUUCCGGAAUGGCUGUUUGUAAUGUUUGCCGUUUGUACCACUUUCUUGGUAUCGGUGCACAUCUUUGCACUGAUGAUCAGCACGUAUCUUUUACCCAAUAUCGAAGCCAUAAGUAAGCUUCAAGUUUCACGACUCAUAACGGAGUCACCCCACGAAAGGAUGCGCGGUUUCAUCGAAUUGGCUUGGGCAUUUUCCACGAUACUCGGACUGUUUCUCUUUCUAGUAGAGGUGGCUAUUCUCUGCUGGGUCAAGUUCUGGGACUAUUCCUUUACAGCUGCCACUGCCAGCACCAUAAUAGUCAUCCCCGUGCUCAUAGUAUUCGUCGCUUUCGCUGUCCAUUUUUAUCACUCUUUGGUAGUUUACAAAUGUGAAAGUGUGGUAUCAGAUAUGAAGGAUUUAGAGAGCAUAAAAAGGAAUUUGGACAACGUGACGAUAGGGCAAACUAAUGUAUAAGUUCGAGACAAUAAUACAACCUGUAAUAUAUUAUGUGUACAAAUGAUUAUCCUAAAUGAAAAAGAAUGCAUUAAAGUUAGGCUGAUAGAUAAGAAUAUCGAAUAAUGCUUCUAUUGGAGUAUAAAUUAAUUUGUGACAGGCAGGAAUACUCAGGUUUAAAAUAGGUGCUAUUAUUCAAUUAAAAUAUAUCUUUAAUGAGAAUGACAUAAAAAAAAGAACACUAUGUGUGGAUUUGUUAUCAAUAACUUUACUUUUCAAACGCGACCAUAUGAAAAUGGCCAAGUUUUAUUAUAUAUAAAAAUGUACAUAGCUGUACACAUGCAAGUCGAGAAUUGCAACAGUACAAGCGAGUGCUCUUUAGUAUAUUACCUAUAUAAUAUCCAGCAUUUAAUAAUAUCUGUGUAUACGGUUUAA